Molecule: messenger RNA, 3434 nt
Organism: Bufo bufo (common toad)
Lineage: Eukaryota; Metazoa; Chordata; Amphibia; Anura; Bufonidae
Gene: TMC5
Product: transmembrane channel like 5
Exons: 22
Coding region: 182-3031 (949 amino acids)
Cellular component (GO): plasma membrane
Molecular function (GO): mechanosensitive monoatomic ion channel activity
Source: RefSeq, a predicted model, not a curated record
CUCCACCUCCUGCAGCUCUAGGAUCGUCUCACAAGGCACCUAGCUGCAGUCCUUUGGGUAAUCGUUUCCUUGAGAGACCUUGGAGGAGAAUAAACCGAGACUUGUCAUGACAGGGUAACAUGGAAGAGAAUGUUCUAAGAAGCUGAGAUCAGAAAGAGGAGAAGAUUAAAAGGGGGGCAUCAUGGCGUACAAUGAUGGGGUCUACAACUCUGCUUAUCAUGACUCAGAGACUCUCGAGAUUGACCGAGGGCCUUCCUUCAGGCAGCAAUCCUCCCUCCACAACAACCCAUAUGGAGAUGAUGAUGAUGAUGUCAGUUAUCCGGUACAAGCCAGAAACUGGAGGAGGACUCAGGGGCCAACAAACGAUGUACAGUUGGAUAUGGAGAUACCUCGAUACCCCCCUUCUGUAGAUGCAUCAUACAACAUUGGGCGCUUUAAUCCGUCCUUUCAACCUGACUUGGGAGCUAGGCCUUCUUACCUUGAUUCAGACCAGGAUACGGACAGUGCAAUUGAUGUGUCAGAAGGAGUGACACGUGGACAAUCAGUACGGCAGGCCGUAGUCCCAGCGCAGGUACUGAGGCCUUCUACCAUCACAGUAGUGGACCCCUCACUGGAGAGGCAAAUAGAGUAUAGCAACAAACAAGAACAUGAAAAAAUGAUAGCAAAGCUAGCGGAGAUGUCUGCUGCUGACAUACACAAGGAAGUCCGGAAGAUCCCAGUGUGUCUGAAUGAAAAGCGCAACCUUAGGAACAGAGUCCUGAAACUGAAGCAGAAAUCUUCAAAGGACGUCUCGCAAAUGGACUGUUGCAGCGGAUGUCUGCAUAGUAUGAAAUUAUCUUUCCGGAGGUCUAAGCAGGCGGCUUCAGAGGUAUUAGAGACACUUCAGCUUUGGCAUGGCACCUUGAAAGUCAUAGAAGGGAAAUUCGGAACAAGUAUUCUGUCAUAUUUCAAUUUCAUCAAAUGGCUGCUGAUGUUCAACAUCUUCUCGUUUGUGGUGAAUUUCAGUUUCAUCACCGUUCCUCAGUUUGUUGAUAUGGCGCCUAAUGACUUAAAUUUCUCUGGUCUGGAACUUCUUACAGGAGCGGGCUACUUUGAAGAUACAGUCUUGUACUAUGGAUACUAUUCAAAUAGUAGCAUCAGGAAAGAUGUCUACCUAGCACCAUAUAAUAUGCAGUUAGCAUAUAUAUUUACCAUUGGAUUGUAUUUGGCUACCUGCUUUCUCAUCCUACUCAUUAGCAUGGCAAUGUCAUUUCGAAAAAACUUUAUUAACCCUGCUUCGUUUUCGGGCAACGCUGCUAAACUUCUGUGCAGUUGGGAUUUUAGUAUCAAUAAUGAGAAGGCCGUGAAAUUAAAGAAGAAACAUCUGAGCACGCAAAUAAAGGAAACUCUGGCAGAAAAGUUAAUGGAAGCAUUAAAACUUACGUUGAGUGAGAAGAUACUUCGAUAUUUUAUUCAUAUGGCUGCCUGGAUCCUCUCCUCAGGGCUGGCAGUUGGCUGCUGUGCUGGGGUAUACUUUCUUUGCCUUAGAGUUGCGGAUUCUGCAGAGAAUGCAAACUUAAAUGCAUUGACUAAGCAAGCGGCAACGUUACUGGUUCCUGUGGUGGUCUCCCUCAUUAACCUCAUCUUGCCGUUAGUCUACUCGAUGUUCUCACUAGUUGAGCAAUUCAAGUACCCGCAGCAUCACAUCUAUGUCACGAUUAUAAGAAAUGUCCUGCUAAAAUUUUCAAUUAUUGGUAUUUUGUGUUACUACUGGUUGGAGAAGAUUGCAGAGGGCACACUAGAGUGUUGGGAAUCUUAUAUUGGACAAGACAUCUAUCGUCUGGUUGUGAUCGAUUUUCUGUUUGCACUGGUUGGUUCCUUCUUUGGAGAAUUUCUAAGAAAGAUUAUUGGCACACGCUGCUGUAAAUCAUUGGGAAUUCCCGAAUUUGAUAUUGCAAGGAAUGUUUUGGAUCUAAUUUAUGCACAGACAUUGGCCUGGAUUGGAAUCUUCUUCUCUCCUUUGCUACCAAUAAUUCAGAUGAUCAAACUUUUCAUAAUAUUUUAUGUUAAAAAGGUAAGCCUGAUGAUGAACUGCAUUCCACCGCGGAGAGCCUGGAGAGCAUCCCAGAUGACCACAAUCUUCAUUUUACUCCUCUUUUUCCCAUCAUUUGCUGGAGUCCUCUGUGUCAUUGGGGUCACUUUGUGGAGACGGAAGCCUUCACAGAUGUGUGGACCUUUCCGGACUCUGCCUACUAUUUACGACUCAGUUGAUGAAUGGAUAAAGUCUAUAAAUGUUUUUGAAAAUACAAAAUGGGUCGUGUGGAUUUACAACAACCUGGUUGAAAGUGUCCUCUUCUUUUACAUCCUCACCCUGAUUGUAUUAAUAAUUUCAUAUCUUUACUGGCAAAUCGUCCAAGGGCGGAAGGUAAUGGUGAAGCUGCUGUUCACACAAAUAGCGAAUGAAGGCAAAGAUAAAUCAUUUUUGCUUAAAGAACUUCGGAAAUCACAGAGACAAGAUGAAGGAAAUCGUGGUGCACCGCAUCAGAUAUCACAAAGACAGGUUCAGCAGUCACAAGGAAGCAAAGAUCAGCAGCAUGAGCAGAUAGGUCGUGAGUCCAGACCUCCAAGUAGUGGUGGCACCAAUGCCUUGGAACUUGCUAUGAGGGCUAGGCAGCAAAUGGAAGAAAGUUCUCCCAUGGAAAAUGAAAGAGCCGUCAAUGAUAGUGCUGAACCUUCAGAUACCAUAGCAAUGAUUAUGAGGGCAAGGCAACAGGCUGAAUAUGAGGAACAGCAAGCAGGGUAUGGAAAACAAGGUAGAGAUGCAAUGGAGAUGGAGAUGAGAGCAAGACAACAGGGUGAAUAUGAGGAAGAGUCACAGAACAGUGGAGAACAGUCUCAAGACUCUGAUAUACAACAAGCACGGCAUCGCAGAAGUCAAUCCGAUGCCAGACAAAUGGAAGGUUAUGAAGCACAACGGCCUUUGAGUCAGUCAAGAGCAGAUGCCUUCUCAAUGGCUAUGAGAGCCAGACAACAAGCAGAACUGGAUCAGUAGAUCUUUAGGGUAUUUUCAGACGUAGGAUUUUGGGUGCAAGUUUCAGUGCGGAUUCAGUGGGAAAACUGGGCUGAAUCUGCAUUGUUUUCAAAAGGCGGCUGCACUGGUUUUUGCCAUGUGGUAGCACAGAACAGUGGUUUCUGCCUUGUGAUACAGGCAGAUUUUGCACAAUCAGAAUCCACCGUGUGAACUUGCCCUUACUGUGAGAAGACCCUGAUUCACGUCUGAUCUAAGAAUCAUCAAAUUUUGCACACAUAAGAUUAUUUUACAUGCUUACAAUGGAGGACAAUAUGUUCAGUGAAGUUAACUGAUGUAAUAUAUUCACUUAAUAAAAACGUAUUUCACCUUAAAUAGUCAAUACGUAGAGAGAUACAACAUUUUAUAAUAUAUGUUAAAUAUGACA